Molecule: messenger RNA, 2542 nt
Organism: Merops nubicus (carmine bee-eater)
Lineage: Eukaryota; Metazoa; Chordata; Aves; Coraciiformes; Meropidae
Product: zinc finger SWIM domain-containing protein 6-like
Exons: 1
Cellular component (GO): Cul2-RING ubiquitin ligase complex
Source: RefSeq, a predicted model, not a curated record
GUGUUUGUGCACUGGAUAGCAUCAUGCAAAACUGGUUUACACUUUUCACUCCAACAGAAGCCACUAGUAUUGUUGCUACAACAGUGAUGUCAAACAGCACCAUUGUCCAUCUGCAUCUGGACUGCCAUCAGCAGGAGAAGUUGGCUGGCAGUGCUAGGACACUUGCUCUACAGUGUGCCAUGAAGGAUCCUCAAAAUUGUGCCCUCUCUGCACUGACUUUAUGUGAAAAAGAUCACAUAGCUUUUGAGACCGCUUACCAAAUUGUUCUAGAUGCUGCUACAACCGGCAUGAGCUAUUCACAGCUUUUUACUAUAGCACGAUACAUGGAGCACCGCGGUUACCCCAUGCGGGCCUACAAGCUGGCCACCUUGGCCAUGACACAUCUCAACCUGAGCUACAAUCAGGACACACACCCUGCCAUUAAUGACGUUCUGUGGGCAUGUGCGCUCAGCCACUCCCUUGGGAAAAAUGAGCUAGCAGCUAUAAUACCUCUGGUGGUCAAAAGUGUCAAAUGUGCAACAGUACUGUCAGAUAUUUUGCGUAGGUGUACCUUGAACACUUCUGGCAUGGUGGGACUUCAUGGGAGGAGGAACUCUGGUAAGCUCAUGUCACUGGACAAAGCCCCUUUAAGACAACUCUUGGAUGCUACGAUCGGAGCCUACAUUAAUACAACUCAUUCGCGUCUCACUCACAUCAGCCCACGACACUAUAGUGAGUUCAUCGAGUUCCUCAGCAGGGCCCGAGAGACCUUCUUAAUGGCUCAUGAUGGACACAUUCAGUUUACACAGUUUAUUGGCAACCUAAAACAAAUCUACAAAGGCAAAAAGAAACUGAUGAUGUUGGUUCGUGAGCGGUUUGGUUGAUGAAAAUGCGUGAAGGGGGUGGGGUGGUUUGUUUUUACUCGAGCCUGCCUUUGUAUCCUUUUGAACUUCAAGAAACAGCCACACUGGUAUUAUAUGUGUAUAGUUAUAUUGAGUUUGCAAACUCACCUGUCAUGUUGUGAAAGUUUGUAUGUUUAAUUUUUUUUCUUUUUUCUGUUUUGUGUGAGAGAGGUUAAAAAAGGGUUGGUUUACACUGAGUAUAUGUUGUCAAGUAGCAAAAGCCCACAUUGCUCUCCUGUCUUUUCUUUAUGUGUUCACAGCCUCAAAAACAAACACAUAUUGCAAUGGCUUUAAAAACCAAACACCUUCAUCCUGUGAUAAGUACCUCGAAUGGAUUCAGCUUUACUCCUUUGUAUCUCAUCCUUACAUUUCAGCAUAUUUAAACAAACCAACAAAUGAAUUACUAAUAGUUAAAAGGCUGACCACGUGGCUUUGCAGUGCUGUUCAUCCAGAAGCAUGGCACACAAUGCUUGUGCAUGUGGAAACUUAGCGACUGUCAACAUACAUUCUCAGGGAUUUAUCAAAAAAAAAAAGUUGAAAAAGAAUGAGAGCAUUUAUUGUACUGUAUAUAUAUUAUAGUAUAUAUCUGCAUACUGAAAAAUAUUAAUUUAUUUUAAAAAAUCUAUGUAAUGCAAAAUACUUGAAGCUGCAGUAACUUGAUUUUAAACAAAAAAGAAAAUGUAUCUGAAGGACUAAAGUGCUCCUUGCUCCAGGGUUGGCUCAAGUGGUGAACUAUAUGCUGGGCAUCUAUGCAGAGCCACCUUUUGGAUUGCAUAGUUGGACUGAUACCUAUUGGGGAAAUUUUAUAUAUAUAUUUAUACAACCCGUGUAUGCAUAUAUAUGUAUACACACAUGCUUGUAACAGGCACUAUAGUAAAGAGGGACAACAAAAAAUAGACAGCCAGAGCAGCAAGCCUUAGCAUUAAGAACACAAUAUGCCAGAAUUGGGGUUUGUGCCUCCUAGCCUAGGAAACUUAAAGAAAUAUCCUUUUUGACACAAAACGCAAAAUUAUUGACAUGAUAUAUUACACCUUUGCAGUGAGCUAAUAAUAAGCUAAUCUUUGUGCACAAAUAUAUAUUAUAUAUAUUCUGCAUAGGUAUUUUGACUUUGUGCAGGACGGAAAGUUGUGUAGGUAUGAUUGUUCUACAUUUCCGUUUGUGUUUUUUUUUUUUACUAUAUUUUAUUUUCUCUAGAAUUACUCAGACAAAAGCAGCCUCCUAUCUUGCCUUGUCUUAAUGCUUUAAAAUAACCAAACUGGAGAUCUAACUACCAAACUGUUCGUUAUGUUAUUAAAUACCAACUUUGAUUACAGUAUAGUUUUUACUUUAGCUGAUAGUUCUGUAUCCUUGUGCUUUUUAAAACAGUUCUAAUGUUUUGGUGCAAAAGUUGUCCAGUGUCUCUUGUUCCCUUAAUUAGAGAACAUGCUAGAAGUAUGUUUGUAAGUAGUUUUGUUUAGAAAAAGUAUUUCAUGCUCUUCAUUUUAUUUAUUAUAAUAGGUAAAAAGGUUGUACUUCAUCACCCAUGUAAUCAUGCUCAUGAAGCUGAAAGUUAGAUUUGAUACACUGAUAUCAAUUUAUUUAUGUAACUAAAUCACUGUUUUAUAAACUUGUUAAUGAUCAACAAUUUUUUUUUAAAUUAAAAUUAGUUUUUUGAGAGUUGA